Molecule: messenger RNA, 855 nt
Organism: Trichophyton rubrum CBS 118892
Lineage: Eukaryota; Fungi; Ascomycota; Eurotiomycetes; Onygenales; Arthrodermataceae
Exons: 1
Coding region: 1-855 (284 amino acids)
Source: RefSeq, a predicted model, not a curated record
AUGCCCUCCCGAACGAAACAGCGGCCAUCAAUCUGGUUGGCCUUCAUUAUUUUCGCCUUCCUACCAAGUCUCACACAUGGCUGGACUUGGUGGUGGACUGAUGACCGUGGCGACACCCAUAUAGACAAUGGAACCAAUGACCGAAAAUGCACUAAAAUGACCCUCCCGAAGGGGAAACAGUAUCGAUGGGACUCGGAGGGUAGCAUGCAUUGCAUCUCUCUGUUCUCAGAUGAUCACUGCGGAGAUCGUAACGGAUGGUCCUGUCCUCCAUGGGGGCCUCGAUACCAGGGACAAAAUGUAUCUUUAUCAUAUCUCGUCAACAUGAACGGCGAGGAGAUAUCGUCAACACCUUCAUCAACUGAACCAACCCCCACCGAAUCCUCUGCUAGUACCAGCAAUACGUCUUCCCAUGAGAGUACCUCACCCAUGACAUCCAUUCCAACCUCACCAUCAACCUCAACAAACAUGCCAAUACCACCAGCCGAUUCAGGAAAGCUAUCAAGUGGAGCCAUCGCGGGGAUCGUGGUUGGAGUAAUAGGCCUCAUUGCAUUUGUAGCCUUACUGUGCUUCAUAUCUUAUAGACUUGGACAACGAAAUUCCAUUGUCAAGGUAUCGGUAGAGGAGCCCAAAGGCCAGUCUGGGGGAUCAGGUUCACCUUCUGCUCAUGAAAUGCAUUCUCCGACUCAUCCAUCGAUGGCAGAAUCUCAAACUAUGUCAACAGCAUCAUCACCCCUAUCACCAAGAUCGGAAUUGGCGGACAGUGGCAUGUUCACCAAACGGCAGAUGCUGUCCAUGCAUCAACGACCUAGGGCAACUGAGUUGCCAGACAACGGACGGCAAGAGAUUGCAGCAUAG